AUGAUCCCGCCAUCGCACCACUCAGAAACCCCAGAACAUGGGACGCGUAUCGUGUCCAGGCCAUACGACGUGGCCAUGCACCUCGACGAAUGGAUGAUACGGGCGUACGGCUGCAUCGGGUCUCGCGCCAGUCAAACUACCGUGCUAGUUUUUCUUCUUUACAGUGCUCGAUUGACGAGCAAUCUCCUAGAAACCAUCGCCGAGGGUGCUAUGACUGUCAAGUCAGCCCCGUCUCUGAAAGGACGCAGGUGUGCCCAUCUCGCUCGGACGGCAGGACGAUUAGGUACUUUUGCCCUUUCGCUAGCCCAAUGCUCAAGACAAGCACUGGGUACGAUUGCUCAAGCUCUUGCCUUUGGGAGGCUCUGGGGCUUGCUCGGGGUCUACUUUUCUUUGAAGCAACUCGUCCAACCCAGGGCGUCGCCAAAUCUCAGCGGCGACCAGAAGAAACGGCCUUAUUUGGAAAAUAUAUUCAAAACUGCCCAGUUGAUUUUCCUGACCUGCUACUUCGCCGCCGAUAAUGUGAGCUUUUUAUCUGGUCGUAAGAUCCUGGCUAUCCCACCAUCUACCAGGAAGUCGCUGUCCCGCUGGUCCUUGCGCUCGUACGCGCUGUGUAUAGCUGUAGACAUUGCACGUCUAAUAACACAGCGGUUGAGGAUAGGAGGGGAAACCGCGCCGGGGAGCUGGAGGAAUCAGUUCCUGACAACCUUGGCCAUGUUCUCCAUCGCCUUGCAUAAUAGUAUCGACAACAGUCCGCUAAAUGAUAUCACGAUUUCGCUUCUAGGGUUUUAUCAGAGUGGAUCACGGAUGAAGAAUCUUUGGCAUGACAGUUCUCCGCAAGUUGGGACGCAAGAGAAGGACCAAGAGAAAUUGGCAGCUGUGAAAGCCCCUUAG
This is a messenger RNA of Clonostachys solani, 891 nucleotides long. Lineage: Eukaryota; Fungi; Ascomycota; Sordariomycetes; Hypocreales; Bionectriaceae. The record is from the annotation of a GenBank genome assembly.